AAGGGGAGAUUUCAGAAGAACGUCAGAUCUUUUUUCCUUGCUCUCGUGGAUAGGCAUUUCGAAAAUGUCUGAACCCACUGUUGCUGACACGCGCCGUUUAAAUAGCAAACCCCAAGAUCUUACCGAUGCGUAUGGACCCCCUAGCAACUUUCUUGAAAUUGAUGUCUAUGAUCCGCAGACUGUUGGAGUAGGCCGGAACCGUUUCACCACUUAUGAAGUACGAAUGCGGACAAACCUGCCCAUCUUCAAAACGAAGGACACUUGCGUCCGGAGGCGAUACAGUGACUUUGAGUGGUUGAAGAAUGAGCUUGAGAGAGAUAGCAAGAUCGUUGUGCCCCCUUUACCUGGCAAAGCCCUCAAAAGGCAAUUGCCCUUCAGGGGAGAUGAAGGCAUCUUUGAAGAUGCCUUCAUUGAGGAGCGGAGAGUUGGCCUGGAGCAGUUCAUUAAUAGAAUUGCUGGUCACCCCUUGGCCCAGAAUGAACGCUGCCUUCAUAUGUUUCUGCAAGAUGAGAGCAUUGACCGAAACUACAUUCCUGGAAAAUUUUAAUCAGCCAUGUUGAUGUGGGGACAUGAAGAAACACCGUCCAGCCUCGAGUCACAGUGAUGCACAAAGCUGUGUUUCAACAGCACCCCACUCCACUACAGACCCUACUUCCUACUUCUUCAUUUGUAAAUAUGUAAAUACAUUCCCAAGUCUGAGGACACUACUGAAGUCAUUAAUUUAUUAAAGUCCCGACUCUCCAAAGAAUUCAUUGCGCAUGUUGCACAGAUACAAUGUGCAGUUAUUGGACACAAAUGCAUUAGACGUAAUGUGUUUGAUUUCAUGUGCUUUCUUUUUCUCCUGAUGGUGAAAUGCACAUAUAUUAUAACCCAUGAAAAUAAUAACAGGAAUCAUAACAAAAGUAUUACAUUGCUGUUAUUCCUUGGAUGAAUUUCUAGACAGAUUGUUAAUGCUACCUCAAUUAGAAUGUCUGAUUCAAACCUGGCCAAUACAUGAUCAAGUCUGUGAUCUUUUUGUAUUUUUACUUUUAGCUUGAGAAUUAUGUUGGAAAACAUGUCACUAAGAUGCAGUUAUUCACGAUUAAAGGUUUUUAAUAGGCUA
Molecule: messenger RNA, 1102 nt
Organism: Sardina pilchardus (European sardine)
Lineage: Eukaryota; Metazoa; Chordata; Actinopteri; Clupeiformes; Clupeidae
Product: sorting nexin-12-like
Exons: 5
Coding region: 65-547 (160 amino acids)
Biological process (GO): late endosome to Golgi transport; endocytic recycling
Cellular component (GO): early endosome membrane; retromer complex
Molecular function (GO): phosphatidylinositol-3-phosphate binding
Source: RefSeq, a predicted model, not a curated record